AUGGCUACGAGCCGUGGAACUGCUGUGAACAUCACUGCUUACAAUACUACCAGGAAGCGGAUGAGAGAUGUUCAGCUCGAUACUGGAACCUUGGUUCAACGAUGCAACAUUUUCUUGAUGCAUCAAGAACAUCCUCAUGAUGCCGACGCCGUGACACAGGUGCAGCAAAUCAUGCAAGACAAUACAAGAUUUACGGAUGACGAAUGGAACAGUAAUGAUCGUCAUGUUGAAGAAGCUCAUCGACAGGUUGGAGGACACAUUGACAUGUUUUAUAACACCUUGCAGCGAGUGGAUCCAGCUACUUUCAACGGUUUGGGAUCUACUUUUUGCAUUCGAAUCCUUCAUGCUGGAUCUUGGCCAGGAAGCACAGGCUGCAAUUGA
Messenger RNA from Lichtheimia ornata, 381 nucleotides. RefSeq lists its product as uncharacterized. The coding region runs from base 1 to 381 and encodes 126 amino acids. The record is from RefSeq and is a predicted model, not a curated record. NCBI's taxonomy places the organism in Eukaryota, Fungi, Mucoromycota, Mucoromycetes, Mucorales, Lichtheimiaceae. The transcript has a single exon.